Molecule: messenger RNA, 1716 nt
Organism: [Torrubiella] hemipterigena
Lineage: Eukaryota; Fungi; Ascomycota; Sordariomycetes; Hypocreales; Clavicipitaceae
Source: the annotation of a GenBank genome assembly
GAGCCCAGUUCAAGUCCUACAGCCAAACUGCCCAUUUCCAACAUCGACCGAACAGCAAAUUAAGCCGCCACGAUGUUGAUUCCCAAGGCCGACCGCAAGAAGAUCCACGAGUACCUCUUCCGUGAGGGCGUCCUCGUCGCCGCUAAGGACUUCAACCUCCCCAAGCACCCCGAUAUCGACACCAAGAACCUUUUCGUCAUCAAGGCUUGCCAGUCCCUGACCUCCCGCGGCUACGUCAAGACCCAGUUCUCCUGGCAAUACUACUACUACACCCUGACCCCCGAGGGUCUCGACUACCUCCGCGAAUGGCUUCACCUCCCCGCUGAGAUCGUCCCUGCCACUCACAUCAAGCAGCAGCGCUCUCACGCUCCUCCCCGCGGUAUGCUCGGCGAGAGCGAGCGUGGCGAGAGACGAUUCGGUGGCCGUGGCCGUGGUGAGCGUGGUGACCGCGAGGGCGGUUACCGCAGAAGAGACGCUGGUGAGGGCAAGGAGGGUGGUGCUCCUGGCGAGUUUACUCCUCAAUUCCGUGGUGGCUUUGGCCGUGGCCGUGGCGCCGCUCCUUCCUCUUAAGCGAGACUCCAUUUGUUUACGGGUUAUCAAACAUUUGGAGAUGCAUGACGAAGCUAAAGCCGACAUGUGUUCCAAAGACGGAUGAGCUAGUCCUUUCUUUUUGAGGAAACUCGGAAGGGCCAGCUGGUGGGAUGACACGGUGGGGAGUUUUGGAGGAAAAAAAUCCUCGGAAUCAUUUGCAUCAGGGACUAAAAAAUUUACUGCCAUUCGAAUGAUGAAUACUUUUGAACUACUAUACCUUUCUUUGGGCAGCCCAUGGUGAUAAAAUCAACCCGGUUAAGCGAAUCGACGACGCAGCCUUAUUUCCAGCGACAUAGCUUCGGCUUAGUGACGACUCGUAGACAAGUAAUCUAGGCUUCCUAUGUCCAUCCGCCGCUGAUUGGCAUUGGGACGGUUCUUAGAAAGCAAGGAGAUGUUUGAUAUAUGAGCUCGGGAUAAGCAUUGUUGUUCUAUACAUCUAACGUGAGUGUUAUAUUGCUAGCCGUCUAAUGAAGUCGGAUUGACUUAAUUCUCUGACAACGGCGAUCAUCGACCAACGGACUAUAUCUCAGAUCCAGAAAGAGGAUAACCGUCAUGUCACAUUACGGUCCCUUUAACUUGACCUAGCGAGUGAUAUAAAAGGAAAAUAAGCCAUUUGACCACAUUUGAUAUGUAAAAGCCUGCCUGAGAGGACAGCGUGACCGGCUCCAGGGUAGUCUACUGAUAUGAAUGCUAGCAAUCCUCAGUGUAUUAAGAAGACGCGUGAUUAGCAAGUCGUAAUAUUUGUUCUAAACAGAAUGGUAGUAACACAAAGGUUGAAAGUGUUCUAAAUCCGUGAUACAUAAUAUUUGCCAUACAACUCAAGCACAUGCCCGCAGCCCUGAUGGGCUACAUAGAGUUAUUACAGUGGGUAAAUUGCCAAGGGAAUGCGAGAGACCAAAGACAGAGAAAGAGGCUCAGAGGAGCUACUUACCGAAAUUUGUAUUAAUAAAGUAUUAGUGAUUUAUUGGGAAGAUUUCUAAGAAAAAAGUAAUGUGAUAUCGUAUUUUUUGACAGGUUAUUUUUAGUUCGUUUCAAGAUUUGGCUUCGCGCAUGACCCUCCGCAGCAUUGCACUGGGGCUUUGCAUAACCAGGACGCGAAACACCGUGGUGACGACGGCCUUGCCA